Chara braunii is the source of this 5009-nucleotide messenger RNA. The record is from the annotation of a GenBank genome assembly. Lineage: Eukaryota; Viridiplantae; Streptophyta; Charophyceae; Charales; Characeae.
CAUUAUAUAGACAUAUAUAUAUCUAUACACACACACACACACACACAGAGAGAGAGAGAGAGAGAGAGAGAGAGAGAGAGCCACCGGGCAAUGGCUGUAGGGAUGGCGCCGAGCAAUCCAUCCUUAUGGUGUUCUUCUUUGGAAGAUCGGCUUCCCAAUUGCAUUUCGCAGCACCAGCAGCAGCAGCAGCAGCACCAGCAGCAGCACGAGCGCAGCAAAGUCUGGAUCCCGCCUGCUGCGUCGGGCGAAGUACUUGCGGCAUCCGCGACAGGGUCGCCCAGCGUGGCGCUUCGAUCAUCGCCGCCAGGACGGAGCUAUGUGCUCCGCUUGGUAGCGUCGAAGCGCCUGUGCUCGGUCUGCAGGGGACGGCCGAGAGGAGGAGGAGGAGGAGGAGGAGGAGGAGAGACGUGUGGCGAGUUGCAGCACGCCGCCGCUAAUGGCGACUACAGCAGCCAUGGCCACGUGAAACGUAGUCGCCGUCCUCCUCACAAUCAUCCUCAUCAUCAUCAUCAUCAUCAUCAUUAUUAUUAUCCUACUCCUCAUCAUCUAAAGAAGAGAGGCUCCGCGAGGACGUUACAGGUGUGGGCGCUGGAUGCCGCCCAGCCGUUCGAUUACGAAUCUAUGUUGCAAGCCAAGUUAGAUCGGGAAGGCAAGAUGAAAAUAGGGAUUCUGGGUUUCGGAAAUUUUGGUCAAUUUAUAGCCAAACGGAUUAUUCAACAGAACCAUGAGGUCCUUGCUUUCUCGCGGAGCGAUUAUACUGCAACUGCCAAAGAAUUGGGGGUAACCUAUUUCAGGGACGCCGACGAUUUCUGCGAAGAGCAUCCGGAGGUGGUUGUAGUGUGCACGUCCAUCCUGUCGACAGAGAAAGUGCUGAGCUCUCUUCCACUCCAGCGGCUGAGAAGGAACACGCUCUUUGUGGACAUGCUUUCAGUGAAAGAGUUUCCUAAAAAGCUAUUUCUCAAGCUGCUGCCUGCGGAGUUUGACAUUCUUUGUACGCAUCCUAUGUUUGGCCCAGAAAGCGGUAAAGGCAGCUGGAAUGGACUUCCGUUGGUGUACGACAAAGUCAGAGUGAGAGAAGGAAAGCUGCGCGACAAGAGGGUCGAGAACUUCCUCCAGAUAUUUGAGAAAGAGGGCUGUCAAAUGGUGGAGAUGUCCUGUGAGGAGCAUGAUAGAUAUGCUGCCAGCACACAGUUUAUCACCCACACUGUGGGACGGGUCCUUGGGAAGUUUGGACUGGAGUCGACGCCUAUCAACACGAAGGGUUAUGAAACACUGUUGAAUCUGGUGGAGAACACUCAAGGAGAUAGUUUUGAUCUCUACUAUGGGCUGUUUAUGUACAACAUCAAUGCUACGGAGGAGCUGGAACGCCUGGAGAGAGCGUUUGACUCUGUCAAGAAGCAGCUGUUUGACCAGCUACAUUUCAUUUUACGAGGUCAGCUGUUUGGGCCUAAGGGUCAGCAGACAUCAGCCACACUCCUAGAUUCCAGCAGUACAACUGCAAAGUCUUCUGAUGCCGAAGUGGUUGCGCUUGAGAGCCUUCCACAAAAUCUGCAAAAGCUCACACUGCACACGGGCAAUGAUGACAAGGGUCUUGGAGUAGAGAGCGGCAGAGAAGGCAGCCAGGAAAAAUUGCCAGUUGAAUCGCUCAAUGUGCGAGAGCAUGGAAGCCUUCCCAAAGUCCCAGAUAACAAAAUAGCUCUGCUACCAAGCAAAGCUCCUCUAAGGGAAGAAACAGAACUGACUGGGCCAGGCGAUCAGGCACACACCAUUCCCCGACCUUCGUGAGAUCCAGGAAUGUACCUAUCAUUUUUUUUGCCUCUGUCCUAGUUUUGCGCGUGUGACUGUGUGCCGUGUGCCAUCACAGGUGCGCCCAGGGCAAUGGACGUCGGAGGCGUAGCUGUUUUUUCAAUUGCUGGCAGCCUUUUCUGUCAUUCAAGAUUCACUCCCAAACAGUUGUUUCAAAGUUGCAGGCAGUCUUUGCUGACACAAAAGCUACAGUGCCGAAGAAUCGCUUCCGAUUGGAGGCAGUCUUUUCCGCCACAUUUCCAAUGAGUUUUUUUUCUGAUUGCAGGGCAGUCUUUUCUGCCAGCCACUAAGGCCACACUUCUGAUGGCUUGAGUGCAAGAAGCUGUGGAAGAAGGUUGCUGCCACGGCGACCAGUAACUUACUCUUUUUUGCUGUUAUGUGCUUGUGGUUUGCCCAUUGUGCGAGUCACGCACAAGCAUCAGCGGCUCGUUGAUCUGGGGUAUCCGACUUGCCCGCCAUGAGAAUGAAGGACUCAUUGAAAAACACUUGUAAUUUGUCGGCCUUGGAGGAUAUAACAGCCGUCUCACUGUAGGCAAUUCAUGUCGAUCGACUUCUGAAUACACAACACUUCAUCACUGGGCUCGUGCACUAUCUUCGGGUGUUGGACUGAACUGUCAGAGUGAUCAUUGUUUCCUCUACUGAAGAUGCUCAUCAGUCAACUUUCCGCUGGAUGAAAGGUCAGGCACACGGAGUUGGUAAAGUUCCUUGAGACAGGGAAGAGAAGAAGGAACAGAUCUACUUGCAGGGCCCAAAGUUGGGGUGCACAUUUUGGCCCCAGGAAUAAAUAUGAACGUCUGAUAUUGUUUAUGGAAUUUUGUGUUCCGGGCCUCUUGACCUUUAGGGCCUUUUCUCUGGGGAGGAGGGCGGGGGAGGGAAGGGGAUAUCGUGAAAAAUAAGUAGGUGGUAUGAACAAGUUUUGGGCGGGAGUAAAAUAAAGUCUCUUCGCAGGCUUCAGUAACAAAAUCAGAUUUCCUUUUCUUUUUCUUCCUAGGGAUGGGUCGAGAUGUUCACACCACCUUGAGACCCACAUUGGACCUGUCUGGUCUGAUUGGGGCCGGCAGCUGAGCCUGGCCUGUCCAAUGACUGCAAGCACUGUGAGAGUGUGAGUUACUUUCUGGAAAAUCCUAUCAGUCCCCUUUUUCUUUAUCGUUACACUGUUGUUUUUAGCCCUUCGAGAAGGGAUAGACGCAACGCUUUUCUUGACACACACACAUGCACACACACAGUUCUGGACGGUUGAUGAUCUGUUUCUGGUCAACACACAGUUUUUUUUUUGAACCGUCGAUGAUCUUUUUCUGGUCAGCGUGGAUCGUUUGUGCGAAGCGGCCAUGUGUCGCCUCAAGCCCGGUCAGCCAGCCGUUAUCUCCAGAUUUACGGACUGCAAACAAUAUUUCCCAAGUGUCAGGCCAUGCAGCCAGUUCUGAUUUCACACUGCACACAGCCACAAUCAAGAAGAGGAGUGAAUGUUGGUGGCAGAAGUGGAAGAUGUGAAGGGCCUUGGUGAAACUCUCCUUAAACCACUAGUACCUUUGCCCUCUCGUUUCGGCAAGUUUUAGCCUAUUCCGGAACUUUUAGGAGGCCGGGCCCGGCAACAGCUGCCGUUGAUAUAUAUCUGAUCGGCGGCCGUCGUUUCGUUUCGGCCUCCUGAAAGGUCGGAGGCCCACUCACUAUUUUCCGAACCGGCAAAGGUACUAGUGGUUUAAUGUUCAAACUUCAAAUCACAAUCAUUUAUGUGAAGAUAACUUCAGCAGGACACAGAGCAGAACGCAAGAAGAUAAGGAGGUUGGUCGAUGGAGUGCCUUUUGAAUGGCACUUGGGAGUCUGUGAUGGCGGCAAUUACUAUGGGACACCCAUGUGUUUAAGAGACGCAAUGCUUCCGGCGGGAAGACGUUGAUCGCCUCCCUUGAUUUUGGAAUGGUAUUUGUUAUGCGCAGUAGAGUAUUCAUUUGAGAAAGCGGGAUUAUCAUUACCGCCAGAAAGGCAGCAGUUUUGUCAAUCGUGGUGGCAAUGAUUUCUGACGAAGACCGAAGAGAAAUGGAAGAUGAAGGCAUGGAUAUUCGUAAUCGGGAGGCUUGGGAUGUUUGCGCACGUGACCCUUUCCUAACCCAUAUCUCCAAGGAAGCCAGGACUCAGUGAGUAGUCCACUGGACUGUGAUGAAGACUACAUCACGACAGAGUUUACCUGCUGCUGGGGAGGUGAACCUUGCAGUCAUACAGAGUGGAUUUGGCGACUGUUACACUCUGUGAUGGAGACAGCAUUGUGUAUGGCAGGUUUCACAGCUCGGUUACACAGAUCCCAGCGGCAUUACCACCACAGUGGGCAUGUGCAUCUGCGCUGUUCAACGGCUCUAGGCAGUAGUUUCUUCAUUGAAGGUAGGACGGCAGCAGUAUGUGGUACCUUCGCGGUUCGAUGGAUAUGGAAUGCCUUCCAUGGUUCAAAUAUGGCACAGCUGGAAAAGAUAACUACUGAAUCACUGGCUGUUUCCGAGUCCGAGGUGGCAUUUUCCACUACCUGCAUAACAUCCACGCACAGAGAACACGUGCCUCUGUAUGUGUGUGUGAAAGAGAGGGAGGGAGGGUCCGACAGAGGUCUGUGAGUCGGGAUGCUCUGAGAGAGAGAGAGAGAGAGAGAGAGAGAGAGAGAGAGAGAGAGAGAGAGAGAGAGAGAGAGAGAGAGAGAGAGAGAGGGCCCGACAGAGGUCUGGGAGUUAGGAUGCUCUGUGUGUGUGUGUGUGUGUGUGUGUGUGUGUGUGAGAGAGAGAGAGAGAGAGUCUCCACAGUGAAAGCUAUGGAGUGGUUUCCAUAUCAUUUUCGUGUGCUUGAAAGGUUGUGAUUGAUCAAGGAGAUGGAUGUCACUUGUAGCAGCCUCGCUCUGCCUGCAGAAUAGUAGCUCCAUUGUGGCCACUGAGGCAGGAAGUAGGGGCUCGGUAACGAGAGUGCACGAGUGGUCUCUUCUGAGAAGGAUAUCUAUCCAUGAUGGUGGCUUUUCCUGACCAGAAAGGAUAAGGAGAAGUCCCUUUCUGAGAUCCUUCCUUUACUUGAUUUCGCAUAAGCAAGCACUUCAUGAUGCAGUCAGCGAAAUGAACGGAGAGAGAUGAGCUAGUGAUGCAAAUUGGGUGUGUUGUACCGAGUCCUCCAAUUCCAACUGUGGCCACUGAAAAACCCCAUUCAGCACCUGAAAUCUUAGUAUUAAUGCGAGAUGG